Messenger RNA from Ogataea polymorpha, 416 nucleotides. RefSeq lists its product as uncharacterized. The record is from RefSeq and is a predicted model, not a curated record. Gene Ontology annotation, biological process: DNA-templated transcription. The annotation marks the transcript as partial. NCBI's taxonomy places the organism in Eukaryota, Fungi, Ascomycota, Pichiomycetes, Pichiales, Pichiaceae. Gene Ontology annotation, cellular component: RNA polymerase III complex; RNA polymerase I complex. The transcript has a single exon. Gene Ontology annotation, molecular function: protein dimerization activity; DNA-directed RNA polymerase activity; DNA binding.
GAUGGAGGACGUGGUAGACGAGACCAUGAGCCAGGACGAGGUCGACACCGAAAAGAUCAAGCUUUUGCCUGGGUCCACGCCUGAUGGGACAGCGGCAUCUUUCCAGAUCAGCGAUGAAGACCACACGCUAGGAAAUGCGCUGCGGUAUAUGAUAAUGAAAAACCCAGAGGUUGAGUUUUGCGGAUACUCGAUUCCACACCCAGCAGAGAGCAAGAUGAACAUCAGAAUCCAAACUUAUGGCGGCAUGAGCGCUGUGGAGGCGCUCCACAAAGGACUCGAUGACCUUGUUGAUCUGUGCAGUCAUGUGGAAGACGUUUUCGGAGAAAAAAUCAGUGCAAGAGACUACGGCACUGAGGAACCUUAGAGGCCUCAGCGGAGGCUUGUAUAGAGCGAAUAGCUACUCAAAAUGUAUUUUA